AUGCUUGGGCGUUCACGUAACAGUGAUCUGACUGAGCCGUUGCACACAGGAGGGGCAUCAGAUUGUGAAAGCGCGAUUCAUCGUGAAUCAAACUCGAUUGUUCAUCGAUCUCAGCGCAGAGAAACAGUGAGCAGCGUCGGUAGCGACGACUUCGCUGACAAAGCUGCCAAACUACGCAUUGAUUUUAAGACUGGCCGUAGAAGGGCGUUGAAACAGCAGCGAUUUUCACGGGAGUUUCGAUUUAAUGCACAAUUGGCACUGCGAGUGGCGUUCGGGGUAUUAAUUGCUUCUUCUAUCCAGACUCGCGUCUCGGACCAUGAUCCCUCGAAGUUUGACAGCAAAAAAUGGGUUUUAUUUCCUUCGUGGUAUUAUCUCGGUGGUUUAAGCUAUUGUGCGAUCGCCGUGAUCUUUACUACGGGAAAGACAAUUGGUAGUACGCUCAUGGUGGCUUGGCACGCUAUUCUUGGUGUGGGAAUGGCGCUUGUAUUCAGUAUCGUACUUUUUGCUUGUAUGGAUGUGAAGACACAAGAUAAAGAUGCUCAAGAUCCUUAUAAAGACUACAUUGAGAUUGACGAAGCAUUUUCGAAUAAUACGUACUGGGUCAAUCAGCACAACUUCUUUACAACGUUGCCUUGGAUGAUCAUUUUUACGGUAGUCGUUCUGGUCUGCCCGUUUGCUGCAACAACAAAGAAAUUUGCCGUAGCUAACAACCUUUUCUUCAUUCUCACAGUUAUCGACCCGGCGGACCCACUCGGUGGACCAGGACUUAAAACAUCGGAUGAUUCACGUUUCCGGACAGCUAAUAUUUUACGAAAUCUAGAAGUCUACUUUCUGAUCGGAAUUGUUGGCUCCUUUGUUUCGCUUGCCAUCAUGUUCAUGCCAUACCCCAUUUUUGCGAUUACUCGAUUGCGAAAAGACUCGGCACUUGUGGCUGAAGAUGUGCUGGACCUGCUAAAUAUUAUCAUCGAUUCGUAUUGUUUCAAGAAUAAAAAUGUCGAUCACAUGAAUUUUCUCAAGUUAAAGCUUCAGCGAAAGUUUGAAGCUACCGAAGCUCGCCAUCGCCGAAUGCAAGCACUGUUAGAAGACGCUUGGUGGGAGCAGUCGUUCGGCUUUCAUUAUGUGCUUAAAUUUCAUCGCCCAAUCAUGUUGAAUUACGUCAAAGUUGUAGGCUCAUUAAUAUCCGACUUGCGUACACUUAGUUAUGCGAUGCAGCUCGAGAAGUAUGAGCAGCUUCACUUUACAUACAUGAAGGUAUUACAGCGCGAGAUCUAUGUGAUUCAGACACGCUCAGGUGAUCUUCUGCACGAAAUUGCGCGUGAAGUACACUUAUCUUCACGUGAAGUCAAACUUGCGUCGAUAUCGAAGCUUGAAACACAAAUGGAGACCACUCUUCACCGUUAUCGUUCGACACAAAAUCGAACGUUGCGCAUGAACCCAAUUACAGUCGAAGAAAUGACUGGCAACAUGCCAUUGAAUUUGUUUCUUUUUUCGCUCAAUUCUUUCUGCAGCACCAUGAUUGAAUUUCAAGAAAUUCACAACAGAAAGGUUUACACGGACGUCCACCGGAUCCGAUCAUUCGUCAUCACUUCAGUCGCUAAUUUCUUUAAGCUGCAUCAUUACACGAACGGACAAGCUUUGCUGAGCAACUUUCGAGGAUGUGUUGCGAUUAUCCUCGGAAUUUUCUUGUCAGUAUACGUCUACGGCUACAAUUCUACCGUUCCAAGUACCAUAGCAUACGUAAUGGGGAAGUUUUUUGGAGGAUCAUUUCGAGCGACAGUAAAUCGCGUUGGAGGCGUCGUAGCUGGAAGUGUCAUUCCUUCAGUUUUCCAGUUCUUUAUCGCACAAAUCUGCAAUCCAAAGCACCUCGAUGUGGUGCUAAUAAACAUUGUGCUUUUUGUUUGGGUUUGUAUAUCUAUGUACGUUUGUUACAUGGGUGGCUACAGCUCGUACGCCGGUUUAGUCUCAGCAUUCGUAUCAACUGGCAUUUUGAUGCGCCAGUCCGAUAUGUGCGACAACACUUCGCUUGACGAUGCUUCAUCAAUCGCGAUAAGUUCAUAUUCUAGCCUUGCGCAAACCUCAGUGGGUAUCAUCCUAUUCAUUUUGGUUGAGUUACUAAUCUUUCCAAAAAGUGCAUUGAGUUUACUCCGUCGAAACAUACAAAAGACGUUAAAGUUACAGCUCGAAGCUUUUGAGGCUCUAUUUGGCCAUCAAUUGACAAACUCAAGUGCCAUGAAUUCCGACGCAAUCGAGCAUCUUCGCAAGAUAUUGCAGGUAAAAAUUCCGGCAAAACUUGUAGCACAAGCAGCGCUGUUAACUGAAGCUCAAGCGGAGCCAGUAUUAUGGAGGCGGGCUUAUUCAGCUCGGAAAUAUGAAAAAAUUCUUGAAAAUUCGCGUCGACUUUUAAACAACAAUACGUUACUGUUGAAGUUGGUUCAAUGGUUUGAUUAUCGUGUGAAGCGCAAUUUUGUUCGCCGCAGCAGUAUCGACAUUCGCGACAUAGGCAGACCUUCUGUCGACAGCAUGAGUACGCAUGGAAAGUGGCAGGUGGCUAGUAGCCACUUUCGAACUGCUGUUAUUGAAUCGUUUAAGACUCUAGAGGUUCUCUUUAGUGAUGCAUUUUUGUAUUUAGAACCGGACCAGACUGCGAUCUUUAUGCAAAUGAAAGAGGCAUUUCGCCUUGCUGACAAGGACUGUAGUGGUGAAAUUGAUUCGGACGAGGUUACUGUCAUGCUGGAAACGAUUUUUUCUCAGUCGGGUGUUGUAAAGCAAGGCGAAAUUCAGAAAUACGUUGAGAACUUUAUGCUUGCGGUCGAUAAAGACAAAAGCGGCAAAGUUUCUUUUGAAGAAUUUGUAGAGGCGUUAGAAAAUGGCCUUAAGCUCGAAGUUGAGGUAUAUACCCGUCGGAAACCUAAGGCCCCGGCUUUGGUUGUGAGGCGUGAAAACAUGCUGGCAGCAAUUACCGAGGAUGACGGAGGCGACGACAAUGAUAGCGACGAAUCGAAGGUUCUGAGCAGCGACAAAAUUCAGUCGAAUUUAUCGGAAGCGCUCGAUGUCAAAGAUGACGAUUUACGUCCCCCAAUGCCGUCUCGGGGAAGUUAUCGGAGAGUUUCACAUACCUCAUCUAUCGAGAUGGAUAAAAGAGCUUCAUCGGCUGCAUCGUUUAUCCAAGCGAUGUGCCGUGAGCAUGACGUCCUUAAUGUCGAGGAAUUUGGUACUAGUGACAUUGCUGCACAGAUGAAAACUGCGUAUGUGGAAUGGCUGCUCGAAGACCAACGUGGGGCAGAAGGCAUUGCAAAAAGUAUCAGUGAGAUGGCUGAGAUCGUCGUGUCAUCAUAA
This is a messenger RNA of Plasmopara halstedii, 3336 nucleotides long. RefSeq lists its product as hypothetical. Gene Ontology annotation, molecular function: calcium ion binding. The transcript is spliced from 7 exons. Lineage: Eukaryota; Oomycota; Peronosporomycetes; Peronosporales; Peronosporaceae. The coding region runs from base 1 to 3336 and encodes 1111 amino acids. The record is from RefSeq and is a predicted model, not a curated record.